Xyrauchen texanus (razorback sucker) is the source of this 1263-nucleotide messenger RNA. RefSeq names its product transcription cofactor HES-6-like. Gene Ontology annotation, molecular function: DNA-binding transcription factor activity, RNA polymerase II-specific; protein dimerization activity; RNA polymerase II cis-regulatory region sequence-specific DNA binding. The transcript is spliced from 5 exons. The record is from RefSeq and is a predicted model, not a curated record. Gene Ontology annotation, cellular component: nucleus. The coding region runs from base 16 to 783 and encodes 255 amino acids. Gene Ontology annotation, biological process: anterior/posterior pattern specification; regulation of transcription by RNA polymerase II; regulation of neurogenesis. Lineage: Eukaryota; Metazoa; Chordata; Actinopteri; Cypriniformes; Catostomidae.
AUUUUGUUUAUUUGAAUGUUCUUUUAUGUUUUAGUAUUGGCUGAAAGCACUAUAUCAAGAGUCUUAACGGCACUGUGUCCCCACAGCGGUGUCUACCGCAGCAAUAUGGCCCCUUCCUCCCGCAGCAGCACACAUGAGGACGAUAAUUACGGAAUAAAAGACAGAAAGACGAGGAAACCAUUGGUGGAGAAAAAGAGACGAGCGCGCAUUAAUGAAAGUUUACAGGAACUGAGGCUACUGCUAGCCGACUCGGAUGCGCAGGUAAAAAUGGAAAAUGCCGAGGUGCUGGAAAUGACUGUGAAACGCGUGGAAAGUAUUCUGCAAAACAAAGCUAAGGAUGCUGACAGCGUGAACCGCGAAGCGAACGAGCGAUUCGCCGCGGGCUACAUCCAGUGCAUGCACGAAGUGCACACGUUCGUGUCCAGCUGCCCAGGAAUCGACGCGACAAUAGCCGCCGACCUUCUCAACCAUCUCCUGGAAUGCAUGCCUUUGAACAACGAUGAUCGCUUCCAGUAUAUUCUGUCAGACCUGAUAUCGGACUGCAGCACUUGUUCGAGCGAUGGCAUGUACGCUGCGUUCUCUCCCGAUGACAGGAGCGUGGUCAGCAGCGACUCUUCUGCUUUGUCCCCGUCACCCUCCACCACCUCCAGCGAUGACCUUUGCUCUGACCUAGAUGACUCGGACACAGAGCACAGCCAUAUCUCGGUAGAUGCCACGGAUCACCGGGAAGCGCCAAACGUGCCAACUACGUUCCACUCCAAGUCCAUGUGGAGACCAUGGUAGACUGAAUCACCAGGGAUGCUCUUCCUAUAGAGCUCGCCUAGCUUUCUGUAGAGUUCAGUUGCUAUUAAAGUCAGCAUUAAGGUAGAUCUGCAGGAUUGAGCACUAUCUAUAGAUUAGGACAGAUGCAACUUGAUAUAGCUGUAAUUCAAAGUGCAUAUAACAGACAAUGCCAUUGAGACCUGUAGAUAUCCCCCAAUAAGCUCUUUAUGGUGCAACAAUAUGCCAGCAAAACAUUUUAAAUGAUUGCCUUUUUGUAUUUAAUUGUUUUGUAUAAUAUACAAUAAGUUAAAACAACACUGUGAGGAUAAAUAAUAUCUCUAGGGAAUGCUUUCCCCACUUCUAAUUAUUGUUCUGUAGGUUUUAGAAUGUAAAUAUUUGAAUGUCGUGGCUGUAGAUGUUUAGAUCUCUGAUAUUACAAAGUGUUUGUGAUGAACCAUGUUCCGGACAUAAAAUGUGUUCCCCCCCAUAAACUCCCUUCAU